Molecule: messenger RNA, 2078 nt
Organism: Mercenaria mercenaria
Lineage: Eukaryota; Metazoa; Mollusca; Bivalvia; Venerida; Veneridae
Product: dynein regulatory complex subunit 4-like
Exons: 10
Coding region: 124-1587 (487 amino acids)
Biological process (GO): cell motility
Cellular component (GO): microtubule; Golgi apparatus; motile cilium
Molecular function (GO): microtubule binding; small GTPase binding
Source: RefSeq, a predicted model, not a curated record
AAUACGUCACGUCCGGUUGUUGCUAGCCAACGAGACGACUCCAUUUUUGUUUGUAAAUAGGAGAAACAAUAUACAUUUCUUCAAAGUUCUUCGUUGGAAUAGAGAACAGAUUUAAAUUGCAAAAUGCCUGCCAAAAAGAAGAAGAGUGGGAAGAAGGGUAAAAAGGGGAAGAAGUCUGGCAAGGCAAAGACCCCAACUGUCAUUGAUGGCAUCUCUACGGAGGAAAUGUCUAAAGAGCAGUUGGAAGAGCAUAUUGUACGUCUUCGUGAAGAGCUGGACCGUGAGAGAGAGGAGCGUAAUUACUUCCAGUUGGAACGUGACAAGGUUAACACUUUCUGGGAAAUCACUAAACGGCAGCUGGAAGAAAAGAAGGCAGAGUUGAGAAACAAAGAUAGAGAAAUGGAGGAUGCCGAAGAAAGACAUCAAAUUGAAAUCAAGGUUUACAAACAGAAAGUUAAGCACUUGUUAUAUGAGCACCAGAAUAACAUAUCAGAGCUGAAAGCAGAAGGAGCCGUGUCGUUGAAGUUGGCACAGGAUGACCACCGUGGAGAUGAGAUGGACUUACGUAAAGACAAAAGAGCCCUUAAAGUGUCUCUCAAAGAACAAGAACUCUCACAUGAAGAAAUUAUCAAAAACCUUAAGAGGAAACAUGAUGAAACUAUAACAGAACUGAGGACCGACUUUGAAAGACAAGCGCGGGAAAUUGAAGCAAAAUAUGAAAAGAAAAUGCGCACAUUGAGAGAUGAACUAGAUCUCAGGAGGAAAACAGAAAUUCAUGAAAUUGAGGAGAGGAAAAAUGGACAAAUCAAUUCUUUGAUGAAAAAUCAUGAAAAAGCUUUCAGUGACAUUAAGAAUUAUUAUAAUGACAUUACUCUAAAUAACUUGGCUCUUAUCAACACAUUAAAGGAACAAGUUGAAGAGAUGAAAAAGAAAGAUGAACGUAUGGAGAAACAGAUGGCCGAAAUCUCUGCCAAAAAUAAAAUGUUGGCUGAACCUCUUCAGAAGGCCCAGGAAGAGGUGGAAGAAUUAAAGAAAGAAUUGUCCAGUUAUGAGAAAGACAAAGAAACUCUGAGGAUGACAAUGGCAAGAUUGAGAUUGUCGGAGGAAGAUAACAAAUCUCUGAAAUGGGAACACGAGGUGCUGGAACAAAGAUUUGAGAAGACACAGGAAGAGAGAGAUGAGUUAUACAGAAAGUUUGUCAAGGCAAUUCAUGAGGUACAACAGAAGAGCAAUUUCAAGAACUUGCUACUGGAGAAGAAACUUGGCGCUCUUGCAGACACACUUGAAAAGAAGGAGGCUCAGCUGAAUGAAGUUUUAUCGGCUUCAAAUCUGGAUCCGACUGCCUUAACAGUUGUCACACGCAAACUUGAGGACGUACUUGAUUCCAAGAACAGUGCUAUCAAGGAUCUGCAGUAUGAAUUAGCCAGAGUCUGUAAGGCUCACAAUGAUUUAUUACGAACAUAUGAGGCAAAGCUGAACCAGUUUGGCAUUCCAACAGAAGAACUUGGGUUCAAGCCUUUGGAGAGCACAGUCGGUGGUCAAACAUUGGGCCAGGGACCAGCAGGCCUCGUUUCAGCACCAUCUUGAACAUCUUAGAAACAACAGUUCAUUUUUUUUUUAAACAUUUUUUUCCUACUUUUUAAAAUUAAAUCAGAUAAUACAAGGCGAACAUUUUAUGAUAUGAAUAUGUUUUUUAAAAAGCAUGAAUACUUUUGACACCAGAGAGUUGUUAAAAUACAUUUUUGGAAACAUAUAUAGUUUUAUUGGAUGAUAGUUCAAAAUGUUUUAUCAAAGAAAGUGUUAGAUGGACAUGUAAUUUCUAAUAGUAAUUAAUACCUUGUCAGUUUCUACAUUAUAUAGAAGGAAGUUUUAAAGGAAAUAUUUUCUUUUAUUUUAUCUGUGAUAUACUUUAUAUUAAUAUUUAACUUUUUGUUGACUGUUAUUGUCACAUUGAAAUAGUAAAGGUAAAAAUGAAUGAGAGAAAGGUAUGCAUGAGUUGUACAAUUAUGUUCAAAUAUUUUAUAAUAGAAAGAAGAGUAAACUUGAUCAUGAUUUGUAAUAAAAAAAUCGAAACUUUA